AUGAAGUAUUUCAACUCAGCCUCAAAGCCGGCCGACGAGAAAUAUGAUGGCACUAUUGAAAAGCUGCAUCACUUCCUUGGUUUUAUUAGGAAACGUUCAACCACCUAUGGCAUGAUGAGCAUCCUGUCGGACAUAGCCAUCGGCAACAACAAGACCAAGUCGCUCAUCACCCAGUAUGGAUCCAUUACAGAGGCACAAAUGACGGCCCAUGCCGCUGCUUAUCAGAGUUUAGAUAACAGAAAACGACAGGCAGCAUCAAUGCUCGAGGCACUUAUAGUCAACAGCAUUGAACCCGAAGUAUAUGAUGAACUAGAGCAAAGGGAGAACAAAUAUACAGUAAAACUAGUGCCUACAGGCGGUACUGCUGAAGUGGAAAGGAUCGACGGAGCAAUGAUGCUGUACCAACUAAUACAGAUGGUUUGCAUCGAUACCACAGCCACUGAAUCAAACAUUCUAGACCUAUUGUCCAGUGCAGGCUUAAUCCAAGCCAUGUCGGAUGCUGACUCUGAUAUCCAAGCAUUCAACAGAACCGUGAAUGCAUUGGUAGCGUCUCUCAAAUCCAGACAAGGCGACGUGCCCAACCUUAUUGCGCCAUUGUUUAAGGCAUAUAAGACGUGUGCAGAUAGGACGUUUGCCCAGUACAUUGCUCGCAAAGAAGAACAAUAUGAAGAAGGUAAUCUACCUGGCCUUAAACACACGGAUCUUAUUCGACUUGCGAUUGAAAGGUACAAUGUCCUGAAGUCCAAGCGACAAUGGAAACAGAAAACACAACAGGAACUGGAUUUCAUUGCCCUGACCACGGAAAUGAUGGACGAACGUCAGCGCAAACAACUGACGCAACAACCGAUCCACAAGCAGAAACAACAACAAAAGGAUCGAAGAGGGCCCAACAACACUGGUGAAUGGGUAUGGAAAGGGGUAGAGCCGAAGGAAGGAGAGCCGACCGAGAAGAAGUUCCGAGGAAAGCAAUACAUCUAUUGUCCCCAUCAUGGAUCGACUAAGUGGGUAUUGAAGAUUAACCGGCAAGGAAUUGUCCAUUUGACCAACUGCAGAGCCAGGCUUAAGAACGAGGAUUCAACAACGGCGAUGUCAGCCACUACGGACGAUACCGAAUCGAGCAGCGGCAGUGAAGAAGGGACACCAUCCAAGAGGGACAUUCGCAUCGCCCAAGCCUUCGCGUCGAUGAAAGAAGAAGAGUGGCCGGACCUCAUAGAAGAUGAGGACAUCCACGUGCCAAGGAAGAAGUGA
This is a messenger RNA of Seminavis robusta, 1248 nucleotides long. NCBI's taxonomy places the organism in Eukaryota, Bacillariophyta, Bacillariophyceae, Naviculales, Naviculaceae. The record is from the annotation of a GenBank genome assembly.